GGCGCGUAAAGUAGUGCCUCGUUGGAAAAUCAUAACUGUAAAACACUCAACAACAUAAUAAUAUUCAAUUAAUUAAUUAAAAAAUAAUGAAAAAGUGCUCAAUUCAUCAAUGGCGUUUCUCCUGAGUUGAAAUAUACGCAACCACCAUCAUCAUCCCAACAGAAAGAAAGUAAAAAACCCUAUUUCUAUAUUCCUUUCUUCCUUUACAUUAAUUAAUUAAUUCAAUUUCAUUAUUAUUAUUCCUUUUCUGCUCUUUCUACAAAACCACAACCUAUGCAGCAAUAACGAUCAUCAUUUCAAAAUUAGGGUUUUCAUCUAUCAAUGGGUAAUAUCUCAAGCACCGGCGCCCACAACCGUCGUCGACACGCCACCGCUUCCCGACGAACUCACCCACCACCACCACCUCCUGUAACACCACAACCCGAAAUCGCACCUCAUCAAUUCGUCUACCCUGGUGCCGCACCGUACCCUAACCCACCCAUGCAUUAUCCUCAAUAUCAUUACCCUGGUUAUUAUCCACCACCCAUACCUAUGCCUCAUCAUCAUCACCCCCAUCCUCAUCCUCAUCCUCAUAUGGAUCCUGCUUGGGUUUCUCGGUAUUACCCUUGUGGACCUGUGGUCAAUCAACCUGCACCUUUUGUUGAGCACCAGAAAGCUGUUACUAUUAGAAAUGAUGUUAAUAUUAAGAAGGAGACCAUUGUCAUUUCGCCUGAUGAGGAAAAUCCUGGUUUUUUUCUUGUUUCGUUUACCUUUGAUGCUGCUGUUUCUGGGAGCAUCACCAUAUUUUUCUUUGCAAAAGAAGAUGAAGGCUGCAUCCUCACACCGACCAAGGAAACCCAUCUUGCACCUGUGACUGUACAAUUCCAGCAAGGUCUUGGACAGAAGUUUAGACAGCAAGCUGGAACUGGUAUUAACUUUUCAAUGUUUGAGGAGUCAGAUUUAGUAAAGGUGGGUGACGUGGAUGUUUACCCUCUAGCAGUGAAGGCAGAUGCAUCAUCCGAUAAUCAUGAUGGAUCAAAUGAAACUGAGACAUCUAGUAAACCAAACUCUCAGAUAACUCAAGCGGUGUUUGAGAAGGAAAAAGGAGAAUUCCGGGUAAAAGUUGUUAAGCAGAUCUUGUCAGUGAAUGGAAUGCGGUAUGAGCUGCAGGAGAUAUAUGGUAUUGGAAACUCAGUGGAGAGUGACGUGGAUGACAAUGAACAAGGAAAAGAGUGUGUGAUCUGCUUGUCAGAACCUCGCGACACAAUUGUUCACCCCUGCCGACAUAUGUGCAUGUGUAGUGGAUGUGCAAAGGUAUUGAGAUUCCAGACAAAUAGAUGCCCGAUUUGCAGACAACCAGUUGAGAGGCUUUUGGAGAUAAAAGUAGGGACUGAGGAGUGAACAAAAUAUACUGUUAAUUCCAUAAACUUCCUGUACAGCCCAACUGUAAUAAUUAUACUUAUACUUACCCCUGCUUUCUUUUCAUUUUUUAUGGUUUCUCCCUCAUUUAUUCUGGUAUUUUCAAUGAGGGGAAAAAAGAGAGAAGGGGAAUGGAAUUUAUAUGACACUUGGUCUAAAAUCAGCUACAGACUUAUUGUACACGACAAUGCCUCAAACAAGCUUGUUUGUCGUUACUUUUAGAUUGCUUCAAUUUUCUCUUGGGAUCACUUUUUUUAA
This is a messenger RNA of Medicago truncatula (barrel medic), 1656 nucleotides long. Its product is annotated as probable E3 ubiquitin-protein ligase LOG2. The transcript has 3 exons. NCBI's taxonomy places the organism in Eukaryota, Viridiplantae, Streptophyta, Magnoliopsida, Fabales, Fabaceae. The record is from RefSeq and is a predicted model, not a curated record. Bases 322 to 1380 code for a protein of 352 amino acids. Gene Ontology annotation, molecular function: ubiquitin protein ligase activity. Gene Ontology annotation, biological process: protein ubiquitination.